Messenger RNA from Cynoglossus semilaevis (tongue sole), 3320 nucleotides. RefSeq names its product vac14 homolog (S. cerevisiae) (gene vac14). Lineage: Eukaryota; Metazoa; Chordata; Actinopteri; Pleuronectiformes; Cynoglossidae. Gene Ontology annotation, cellular component: endosome membrane; PAS complex. Bases 146 to 2509 code for a protein of 787 amino acids. The record is from RefSeq and is a predicted model, not a curated record. The transcript has a single exon. Gene Ontology annotation, biological process: phosphatidylinositol biosynthetic process.
CUGCCGGUCAGCUGCGCCGUAUUAUCAGGCUUCCUGGUUUGCUCAUAAAAUACAUGUCAAUUCUCUGUUGCACGGACUUGAAUGCAAACAGGCUUUUCGGGGAUUAUCGCCGGUUUUAACAGAACAAGUUGACUUCACGGCGACCAUGAACACGGAAAAAGACUUCUCGCCUCUGACGCCCAACAUUGUCCGAGCGCUGAAUGAUAAACUGUACGAGAAGAGGAAAGUUGCCGCUUUGGAAAUCGAGAAAUUGGUGAGAGAUUUUGUCGCUCAAAAUAAUUCUACCCAGAUCAGACAUGUAAUCCAAAUCCUGGCAUCAGAGUUUGCCCUCUCCCAGCAUCCACACAGUCGUAAGGGUGGUCUCAUUGGGCUGGCUGCCUGUUCCAUUGCACUCGGUAAGGACUCGGGUCUUUAUCUUAAGGAGUUGAUUGAGCCAGUGCUCACGUGCUUUAAUGACUCAGACAGCCGUCUGCGAUACUAUGCCUGCGAGGCCCUUUAUAACAUAGUCAAAGUAGCAAGAGGAGCAGUGUUGCCUCACUUUAAUCUACUUUUUGAUGGUCUCAGCAAACUCGCAGCAGAUCCUGAUCCUAAUGUGAAAAGUGGAUCAGAACUCUUGGACAGACUGUUGAAGGACAUAGUGACAGAAAGUAACAAAUUCGACUUGGUGGCAUUUGUCCCUUUGCUGAGGGAAAGAAUUUAUUCCAAUAACCAGUAUGCCCGGCAGUUCAUCAUAUCAUGGAUCCAUGUUUUGGAGUCUGUUCCAGACAUAAACCUCCUGGACUACCUCCCUGAAAUUCUGGAUGGCCUAUUCCAAAUCCUGGGAGACAACAGCAAAGAGAUCCGCAGAACAUGUGAGGUGGUGCUGGGGGAGUUUCUGAAGGAGAUUAAAAGGACUCCCUCCAGUGUGAAGUUUGCUGAUAUGGCCAACAUUUUGGUUAUCCACUGCCAGGUUGCAGAUGAGACCAAACUAACAAAUGACCUGAUCCAACUGACGGCUAUGACUUGGAUGAGGGAGUUCAUUCAGCUCGCAGGACGAGUGGUGCUUCCAUACUCCUCUGGCAUCUUAACCGCAGUACUACCCUGCCUGUCAUAUGACGACAGAAAGAAAAGCACCAAAGAAGUUGCCAGUGCUUGUAAUCACAGUCUGAUGAAGCUGGUAACUGCUGAGGACGAUGAAGAUGAGGAGGAGGAGAAGAGUGCAAGUACAGGCUCACCACCUGGUCAGCCUAAGCUGGAGGGAGACAGUAAUGAUAUGCUAAAUGCGUCUCAAGAAUCUGUCGGACUCAGUAACAUCAGUUUCUUUACUCCGGCAAGUGCUGACAGGCCCCAUGUCACUUUGGACCUGGAUGGUAUUGUCCAGGUGCUGGACCGCCAUCUCCGAGACUCCUCCACUGGCAUGAUGACGCGAAUAGCUGUCCUGAAAUGGCUAUAUCACCUAUACAUCAAAACACCACGGAAGAUGUUCCGGCAUACUGACAGUUUGUUUCCUAUGCUGCUGAAGACACUGUCGGAUGAGUCUGACGAGGUGAUACUGAAGGAUCUUGAGGUGUUGGCUGAAAUAGCAUCGUCUCCUGCUGGCCAGACAGACCAAGCUGGAUCUUGUGAUGGCAUAGACAACAAACUGGAGCUCAAGGUCCCAGAAGGUGUCAAGCCAGGGAAGCAACAGAGCCCAGCGUCCAAAACAGUGGACUCUUCGCCCUCCACUCCAAGUAUGAACUCGUAUUUUUACAAAUUUAUGAUAAACCUAUUGAAACGCCUGAGUCUGGAGAGGAAACUUCUGGAGAACAGAGGAGCGUUUAUAAUCAGGCAACUGUGUUUGUUGCUUCAUGCUGAAAACAUCUUCCACUCCAUGGCAGACAUCUUGUUAAAGGAAGAGGACCUCAAAUUUGCUUCAACAAUGGUUCAAACACUCAACACUAUCCUGCUAACGUCAGCUGAGCUCUUCCAGUUACGCAACCAGCUGAAAGAUUUGCGCACUCCCGAGAGCUGUGCUCUCUUUUGUUGCCUUUAUCGUUCCUGGUGCCACAAUCCGGUGGCCACUGUUUCGCUCUGCUUCCUUACACAGAACUACAAGCACGCCUAUGAACUCAUCCAGAAGUUCGGGGAUUUAGAAGUAACAGUGGACUUCUUGAUGGAGGUAGACAAACUUGUACAGCUCAUCGAAAGUCCCAUUUUCACCUAUCUGCGCCUCCAGCUCCUGGAUGUGGAAAACAACCCUUAUCUGAUCAAAGCACUGUACGGCCUGCUGAUGCUGCUGCCUCAGAGCCAGGCAUUUCAGCUGCUGUCCCAUCGCCUGCGCUGUGUCCCAAAUCCAGAGCUCAUGAGGACUGUAGAUGAGUCCAAGUACAUGGACUCCAAGCAGAAGGUAACCUCCAAACGUGCUUCUCAACUGCAGAUAGAUUACAAUGAGCUGCUUCAGCAUUUCGACCGUGUCCAGAGUAAACAUCUUGAGGUCCGGCACCAGCGUUCUGGGCGUGCCUCCGAUCAUCCUGAUAGGAAGCUGAUGUGAAUCAUGGUGUCUUCAGAUUCUCGUUGGUGUAUGAAUGUCCAGUGGUACUGCUGUGAGAGUUCAUUAGUUUGCUCUUAAAGCCAAUAAGUAUUAAAUGAUAAUUAUGUAUAUGAUCUUAAGAGUGAAAACACUGGGUAUAAAAUACGUUAUAGUUUUUUUUUUGUGAUUUUUUUUUAUUUUAAAAAUAAUGUAAUUGUACUGUGACAGUAGAACAAUUGUUUGAAUUAAUUGACUUUGUUUUAGAUGCUUAAUGUUACAUAUUAAAUAUUGUAUAUAAAAUCAGUUAUAUUGUCUCAUGUGGUGGCAUCAAUAAUGACCCUAUCUUGUGUACUUGUGAUGACCAGUCAGCAGCUGAGGUUAUCUACAGUUAGAUAAAAAUGUCCAUAGUAUUACAAGUGAGAUCUGCAUGCAUUUCAGUGUUAAAUGGUACAAUUCUUCCUUUUAAUUCUCACAUGAACCACAGUAUUUCCACAGGGCAUCCCUUCAAGCAGUGUACACAGAGCAGGCAUUAUUCUCUAUGUUGUGUGACUAGAGUCUUGAAGCAGCACAAAGCAGAUUUUAAACAUUGUAAUCUGUAAAUGACUGAUCACUGGUAUAAAUCCUUCAUCGAUCCACAUGGUUAAAACCUCGUGCCUUUGCUUUGUUACUGUAACCAAUUGCAACAUAUCCCCCUUCCACCCCCAUUAUGAGCUCUUGUUUAUUGUUCAGUUAACGUGUGCUUUCUUUUAUUGGAACACUGCCUGUCUUGCAUUCCAAAAAGUCACAUUUGAGUCAUUCCUGUGUGAAAACUAAUAAAUGUUAAAAAAAUAUA